Molecule: messenger RNA, 2744 nt
Organism: Peromyscus californicus insignis
Lineage: Eukaryota; Metazoa; Chordata; Mammalia; Rodentia; Cricetidae
Gene: Tram1
Product: translocation associated membrane protein 1
Exons: 11
Coding region: 182-1306 (374 amino acids)
Biological process (GO): SRP-dependent cotranslational protein targeting to membrane, translocation; protein insertion into ER membrane
Cellular component (GO): endoplasmic reticulum membrane
Source: RefSeq, a predicted model, not a curated record
UUUCCGGGCCGCCCCGGCGGCUGCGUACUGGCUGUGGGAUGGGAAGUGAAGCCCCAGCGAGCGGCUGCGGCGGGGCUGUGCGGAGCAGCCAGCGGGAGGCGGCGGCGGCGCGGCAGUGAGCAGCCGAGAGCGCGGAGCCCGGAGGAGGGGAGCACCUGCAGGUCCAGGCGGCGGCUCCACCAUGGCGAUUCGCAAGAAGAGCAACAAGAACCCGCCGCUGCUGAGCCACGAAUUCGUGCUGCAGAAUCACGCGGACAUCGUCUCCUGCCUGGCGAUGCUCUUCCUGCUGGGGCUCAUGUUCGAGAUAACAGCAAAAGCAGCCAUCGUCUUCGUUGCUCUUCAGUACAAUGUCACUCGGCCUGCGACAGAAGAACAAGCUACUGAAUCAGCAUCCCUUUAUUACUAUGGUUUCAAAGAUUUGGCUACAGUUUUCUUCUACAUGCUAGUGGCAAUAAUUGUUCACGCCAUAAUUCAGGAGUAUGUGUUGGAUAAAAUUAACAGACGAAUGCACUUCUCCAAGACAAAACACAGCAAGUUUAAUGAGUCUGGUCAGCUUAGUGCAUUCUACCUUUUUGCUUGUGUUUGGGGCACGUUCAUUCUCAUCUCUGAAAACUAUAUAUCAGAUCCAACUAUCCUGUGGAGGGCUUAUCCUCAUAACCUGAUGACCUUUCAAAUGAAGUUUUUCUACAUCUCCCAGUUGGCAUACUGGCUCCAUGCACUCCCUGAACUCUACUUCCAGAAAACCAAAAAAGAAGAUAUUCCUCGUCAGCUUGUCUACAUCGGUCUUUACCUCUUCCACAUCGCUGGGGCUUACCUUUUGAACUUGAACCACCUGGGCCUUGUUCUUCUGGUGCUGCACUAUUUUGUUGAGUUCCUUUUCCACAUUUCUCGUCUGUUUUAUUUUAGUGAUGAGAAGUACCAGAAAGGGUUUUCCCUCUGGGCGGUUCUUUUUGUUUUGGGAAGACUUCUGACCUUAAUUCUUUCAGUCCUCACUGUUGGGUUUGGCUUGGCAAGAGCAGAGAAUCAGAAGCUGGAUUUUAGCACUGGAAACUUCAAUGUGCUGGCGGUUAGGAUCGCUGUUCUGGCCUCCAUCUGCAUCACGCAAGCCUUCAUGAUGUGGAAGUUCAUUAACUUCCAGCUUCGGCGGUGGAGGGAGCAUUCUGCCUUCCAGGCCCCACCCGUGAAGAGGAAACCAGUCGUGACCAAAGGCAGGUCUUCCAGAAAAGGAACAGAGAACGGUGUGAAUGGAGCGGUCACAUCAAACGGAGCAGACUCGCCCCGUAAUAGGAAAGAGAAGUCUUCGUAGUGGAUCGUCAACCGAUGGAUUAAUGACCCCCAAAGAAUCUGCUUUCUACUCUGUCUUUCGGCACUAGCGAUGUUUCUGUUCUUGAAAAUACAGUUUAUGCUCUUUGAUUUCUGCUGUUGUACUGUUCCUGCAUUUUAAAGGGCAUUCGAGGGGAGGAGGAUUACCAUGAGUGAGAAAAGAUUGUAGCGUAGAUUCAGCUACCUGCCUUCAGAAUAGUUUAGGGACCACCACAUAUUUUAUUUUGCUUUUUGUCUUGAACGUUUUUUCUUAUGGUUCGGGGAAAGACCAUUUACAGAAACCCCGAAUAACAAGUGAAAAUUUUUCUUGCUCUCACCGAUUUUUUAUAAUAUUAGCAAGGUGACCUGUUCUAAGAAGGUCCUAUUUUUUAAGUUGUCUUUCAGGGUAAAAUGGAAAUACUAUAAAGUCAGAUGUCAAACUUUUAAUGUUUUCAGUGUUCUCUAAUUUUUAGGAGUUUUUUGUAGCCUUUACACCUGGAAAAAAAGAUUUGUAAAAUCACCAAAAUAAUUGUGUGCUUUAUUUUCUAGGUAGUGGUUGUAGGUGUUACAUCCCAUAGUUAUUGCAAGAUUUAUUACCGUAUAUUGGAGCAGAUGUCUUACUAACAUAAGAGUACUUAGGAAGUGAAGUCUUGUUGUGCAUUUUCAACAUAUAUCAACUGGCAAUCAGAAAAUGUUUACUGUGAAGAGGAAUAUCAACUUAGAUAGCCCUUUUUGAUAUGUUUAUUAAUUCUUAAUGGGGCUUGUAAGUUUGAUAUAAGCAUAGCAUCUUGAUGAAAUACCAUUUAGCCUGCAAACCCUUUGAAAAUGUAAUGCCUACUUGAUUUAUAUCUAUAAAAAGGUGUCAGGUAAUUAUAUUUGGAAAACUAAUGCACUAACUUUAAAGAAAUUGAAAAUUCAGGUGGUUAGUCUUAACAGAAGACAUGCUUUAUGUUAUAUUAUAGCUUUGGACCCAUCUUUAAUUGAGAAACAUUUAUCUGUAUAAAACAUAUUUUUGGAUAAAUAUAUAUAUAUAUAUUUGUAUCUACAGAAAGGCUCUAAAAAGCAUUUGAGUAAAAUAUUGGUUCCCUUUUCUAUAGUUCUCCUUCUACCCCUUACGUUUGGUUUGUCUGCUGUCGCUCGUUACAGUACACGCAGUGCUCCGUUUGGUGUCCACGUCUUGUUCCCAUCUCUCACUUCCGUCACCAGCUGAAAACUGUUCGUGCCAUUUUGAAUAGAAAAGCUGCGGGCCCCGGCCUGUGGCUUAAGUUGCCAUGCUGCUAGAAAGUUGUGCUUUCUCUUUCCAGCUGUUAACCUAACUUCCUGGGAAAAGUAGUAGCUCUCUGUAGCAUUACCAAGCAUCUGUGGAACCAAAUUUCUGCCAUUCAAACUGGCAUUAUAUUGAGAAAUCAAUCAAAAUAAAAAAUUUUUACUUUCAAAAGCUG